Peronospora belbahrii is the source of this 849-nucleotide messenger RNA. The record is from the annotation of a GenBank genome assembly. NCBI's taxonomy places the organism in Eukaryota, Oomycota, Peronosporomycetes, Peronosporales, Peronosporaceae.
AUGGAAGGAAUGCUUAACUACUUUGUACCUGAGGACGGAGACUCCUCUGACCAUUUAAACGUUGUACCGCUACCACGUGUGGAUCUGCUACGAUUACAACAUAUUAAACAGAGUUUUCCAUUACCUGGUAAUUUUCAUUUUCGCUUCAAGACGGAAUUUGAGGGAACAUACGUGUGGCUGGACGUCGUGAACGACACGGACCCAGUGCCGGACUAUAAUGGACUUGUGAUUUGCAAGAUAUCACGCGUACAAAGUGGCAAUUCCAUGCGUCCAAUCGAGAAAAUGGAGAUAUCAACAGCACAAGUAGAGACACCCGAUUUGAUUGAACCGUCAUUGUCACCUGCCAAGCGAGAGGAACCUCCGAUUGUACAAAAGACUUUUAACGACGAUUUGGUUGGAUUGCUAUCGGGUUCCGUGUCUUCAUCAACAUCGCAACCUACUUCGGCUCCAUCUUCAGUCCCUCCGCCAAGUCCUCCUCCUCCGGUAACUCGAGAUCCGUUUGAUGUCUUUGCUGGUAAUAGUACGGCUCCAAUGCGGCCGACACCCAUUUCAUCUACUAUGGCAAGCAAUGGGCCUCGAGGCUUGUCACCAACUACGAUGGGGAACCAUAAUGGAGCGUUUGGUUCUCAGGGAGGUUUUAAUGCCAUUGGUGUUGGAGGUCCUUCUUUGAUGGCUCCUCGUGGACCUAGCGGUAUGAAUAUCAGCCAAAUGCACAUGGGCAUGGGUUCCAUACAGGGAGGAGGUAUGCAACAGCAACAACAAAACAGUUUUCAGGGUCUGCAGUGGCAAGGCAUGGGACAUCAACAUCAAUCGCAACAUCACCGAAACCCAAAUACGAGACAAUGGUAG